Messenger RNA from Melanotaenia boesemani (Boeseman's rainbowfish), 467 nucleotides. RefSeq names its product mucin-1-like. NCBI's taxonomy places the organism in Eukaryota, Metazoa, Chordata, Actinopteri, Atheriniformes, Melanotaeniidae. The coding region runs from base 1 to 333 and encodes 110 amino acids. The record is from RefSeq and is a predicted model, not a curated record. The transcript has 3 exons.
AUGCUAGCUGAUGAUGUGAUCCAGGGGAAGCAUAUAGAUGUUAAACAGAGUAGGGCCAAGGAUGGACCCCUGAGGGACCCCACGGGUGACAGUUCCAGGGGCCUCAUUUCUAAAGCUGGCAUAGAACUUUUCGUUCUGACAGCACCGGCCCCCGACAGCACCGGCCCCUGGAAGCACCGGCCCCCGACAGCACCGGCCCCUGGAAGCACCGGCCCCCGACAGCACCGGCCCCUGGAAGCACCGGCCCUCGACAGAGCACCGGCCCCCGACAGCACUGGCCCCUGGAAGCACCGGCCCCUGACAGCACCGGCCCCCGACAGCACCGGCCCCUGACAGCACCAGCCUCUGGAAACACCGGCCCCUGGAAGCACCGGCCCCCGACAGCACCGGCCCCUGGAAGCACCGGCCCCUGACAGCACUGGCCCCCGACAGCACCAGCCUCUGGAAGCACCGGCCCCCGACAGCAC